Molecule: messenger RNA, 5376 nt
Organism: Neocloeon triangulifer
Lineage: Eukaryota; Metazoa; Arthropoda; Insecta; Ephemeroptera; Baetidae
Product: amyloid-beta A4 precursor protein-binding family A member 2-like
Exons: 20
Coding region: 297-4331 (1344 amino acids)
Biological process (GO): chemical synaptic transmission
Cellular component (GO): plasma membrane; cytoplasm; dendritic spine
Molecular function (GO): protein binding
Source: RefSeq, a predicted model, not a curated record
GACACACACCCCAAGUGGCGGCCUCCGGAACCACAGUCGCGCUCCUCGCGGCCCCGAUUGCCGAGCCGCAGUGCACUUGUCGGCCCGCCCGCAGCCCCCAGCACCCGCGCCCAACGCCCGAAGGGUCCACCUGCGCUCAGAUUCCGGCGGGAGCCAGGAUUAUCCCCUAGGCGUCUCUUCACCACAAGAAAAGAUUGGCUGUAAUCCUCAACGUCUGCAUCAUUGGAAUGGAACUCUCAAACACUCCAAGGUUCGCGCACGCGGACUGGGCCCGAUAGGGGCCUCGCCAGGGUGCCAUGACCAGUCUGCUGGACAACCUGGACUGCAGUAGCGACAGCGAGGACAUCAACCGGUUGUUCCCGAAGUGCCGCAGCGGCGGCAGCACGCUGAGCGCUGUCGGCGGCGUCGGCGUCGGCGCCACCGGCAACAAACUCCAGAGUAACCCUGACGUGAACCUGAACACGCUGCACGAUGACUGCAACGAUAACCGCGUGCUUUCGCUGGUGAUGAGCGGCGGCACCGACGAGCACGACCUGGCGCCGCCAAACGCGGCGCCGCCCUCCAACCUCAACGGCCUCGUUGACGCUGACGACGAGGAGACCGAAGAGGAGGACGACGACAUGCAGGACGAGUCGCCGACCGCCUCUGGCGGCGGCUCGCCGCCCUCCUCCUCCUCCGCUGCGAUUGCCGCCGAGGUGCCCAACGGACGCAUCAAGUACCUCCGCGACUCACGCAUCGAGAUCGCGGGUGGACGAGAACUCUACUCGCAGAGCAAGAGCAAGGCCGGACGCGCCAAACGCUUCAACCAGGACGACAGCCUUGUCGCCGCAGCAGCUGCUGUUGGCACCGUUCAGGCCUCUCUGGGCAGCGGUGGCCGAGGCGGCGUGUGGGAAGUGCGCGGCGGCGGCGGGGGCCGCGGCAGGCGGUCGACGCACGCGCAGCCGCCGCUGGAAAUGGUGACCGAGACGGUGUUCUCAACGGAGGUGCGUUCGAUCAGGCGAGUGUCGGACGCGUCGAGGUUCAGAGCCGGCGGCCAGCAGCAGCAGCAGCCGGUCGUGUACGAGGCGCCAACCACCCCUGGGGCGGCUGAGGUGGUCGUCUUUGACGACAUCGGCGACUGUCUCGAACAGCCGCAGCACCACAGCCGAGCGCACCAGAGCAGCCGCCACCACGAAGACGACUCAGGCUCCAGCUCCACCGGCCGGGACACUCCGCCGGCUUAUCACAGGCCACCGGCAGACUUUUUCAAGGUUCUUGGUCCAAGCGGAUCGGAUGCAGACACUGACCCUUUGUCCCCUGAGAGGUCGAGAGCGCCGCGGGUGAUAGGAGGCCUGCCCAUCGCCGAGUACGAGGGCUCCCCGCGGCGCUACGGCCCGCGCCAGUUGUCCGACUCGCCCAGCAGCCAGCAGCAGCAGACGCCGACGGGGCCGCUCAUCUCGGGCCUGCCCAGCGCACAAUCCCUGCUCUCCUCGCCCUCCGUGUUCCCGCCCAGGCCCGGCUUCCCGCAGCGCGUCCUGUCUAAGGACGAAGACGACGACGAGGAGGAGGAAAAGCAGGAGAGUCCGAAGCUGUUCCCGAGCGACUCUGCGAACGCGGCUUUUGACUAUUUGUACGAGUUUUCCGAGACGCGCAAAGUGCUCGAGGAAUUCUUCAAGCCGAGUUCGCCGCUGCCCAUCGAGGUUGACUUCGCCGAGCUCGACUACAACCUGCACCGACAGGCGGGAAACUCGUACGUGGGCCAGCGACUCGCGGCCAAAGACGGCCCCAGCGAAGAGCCGCCCCCAACUUCGUCCCCCCGAACGCGAAAGUCCGGAGGCACCCCUGACCUCAUAUCACUGAGAGACACCGAAGAACCGGUCAGCGCCAUCUCGGAGGCCAUCUCGCCCAACCGGACGCAGAGUCUGCUCACCCAGGAGUUGGAAAUCACGUCGAACCACGCUGACGAGGAUCUGGCGGAAACCGAGAUCGGACUUCAGGUAGGCCACUCGCGCAACUUCACCCUCUCUCCCGAGACGACCGACUGCGACUCCAAUGAUAUUGAGAGUGAGGUGUCCCUCGAGAACGAAGGGUCGAUGCACUCGAGCGGCGGAGGCCGUCUCUACGGCAGCAUGCCGGUCCUCGAGGACGGCCUUUCCUCGGGCCACGCGAGCGACGGCGAAGACUCGGUGCCCCCGCCGACCGUUCCCGGCGACGCCAACCCAACCAUAAUGUUGAUGAAGAAACAAAUUUGUGAAAUCGAACGCGAAAUCCGCAGCCGGGCCGGCAACACCAAGCUCGAGGCCAAGCCAACCGCCAACCAGGCGACCAUCGACUACCGAGCCGUCGAGGACUUCCUGCGAGGACACGACAUCAGCUUCAAAGGGUCUAGUGGAGCACCCAACGAUCUGGACGUUCUUGGCGGUUUGCAAGACGCGCCUCCUCCGCCGGCCCCAGCGCCGCACCGCAGCGACAAAAGCGGCUCCGAACCGGCCCCCGAGUCUGUCGAGGCGGCCAUCAAGGACAUCCGGCUGACCCUGCAGCGCACGAAGGCGUUGCCCCUGAGGUCGCCGCCCGUGCCUGACACCCCUGGCGACGAAACCACAUGCGGCGGCAGCCCCAUUUGGGUGCCCAGGUAUGAACCGCCCUCGCCCCGGCCGCAAGUCCCUGUCCCGGCCAGCAACGGUCGAGCUUCGCCUCCGCUGCCGCGACGCCACCAGCAGCCCCAGCCGCCUCCACAGCCGCCCCCAGCCGCCCACCAACUCCUCACGCAACAACCAACAAGACAAAUAAACGUCACGUCGCCUCCAAUCGACCUUGAGAGCAGGAAAUCCGGCGCCGGCCCUUCAAGCGAUGAUGCUGCUGAUGAAGAAGAGCUGGACACAGAUUUGGAGACGGAUCGCCUGCUCGGCCAGCAGCGCACUGAUGACCAGGGCUUCUUCGACGACAAGGAGUGGCGCAGACCGAAGCUGCGCAGUGGCGUGGCAGCCACCAAGAGCAGCAGCCUCGCGACCAAGCAGCCGCCGCAGCCGUCGGCACCGAGUGUCCAGCACCAACCCCUCCCCACCACUGUCCCGAAUGCCAACGGAGCCUCUUCGGCUUCCCAAGGCAACGACUCUUCCGCCAACAACAGCGACAAGUCGCCGUCGCCGCAGAAAAACUCGUCAACUCUCAAUAAACCCAUUAAAAAGGAGAAGGAGGGCAUCAAGAAGAAGGGCAGGAACAAAGAAGACCUGAUGCGCGACCCAACAGUGCUGAUCGAGGGCGUGCUCUUCCGCGCCCGCUACCUCGGCUCGACGCAGCUCGUGUGCGAGGGCCAGCCGACCAAGUCGACCAGAAUGAUGCAGGCCGAGGAGGCCGUGUCCAGGAUCAAGGCACCUGAAGGUGAAAAUCAGCCAAGUACAGAAGUUGAUCUUUUCAUAUCCACUGAGAAAAUCAUGGUCCUCAAUACCGACUUGAAGGAAAUAAUGAUGGACCAUGCCCUGCGCACAAUUUCCUACAUAGCCGACAUUGGUGAUCUAGUUGUCCUUAUGGCUAGGAGGCGGUACGUUCCGCAAGACGUAGAGGAACCACCAAAAAUCAAUCGCACACCCAAAAUGAUCUGUCAUGUUUUUGAAAGUGACGAGGCUCAAUUCAUUGCACAAUCGAUAGGGCAAGCGUUCCAGGUGGCAUACAUGGAGUUCCUGAAAGCCAAUGGCAUUGAAGACCACAGUUUCGUCAAAGAGAUGGACUACCAGGAGGUGCUCAACUCGCAGGAGAUUUUCGGCGACGAGUUGCAAAUGUUCGCCAAAAAGGAAAUGCAGAAAGAGGUUGUUGUGCCUAAAGCCAAAGGAGAAAUACUGGGUGUUGUGAUAGUGGAGUCAGGGUGGGGCAGCAUGCUGCCGACGGUGGUGAUCGCCAACCUGGCUCCGAGCGGCGCCGCAGCCCGUUGCGGCCAGCUCAACAUCGGCGACCAAAUCAUUGCCAUCAACGGAGUCAGCCUCGUUGGUCUUCCGCUGUCCACUUGCCAGAAUUAUAUUAAAAACGCAAAAACUCAAACCGUGGUGAAACUGACUGUUGUUCCUUGCGCCCCAGUGGUUGAAGUCAAAAUCAAGAGGCCAGACACAAAGUACCAGCUGGGAUUUAGUGUGCAAAACGGAGUGAUAUGUAGCCUGCUUAGAGGAGGAAUAGCCGAGAGGGGUGGAGUGAGAGUUGGACACAGGAUAAUUGAGAUUAACAACCAGAGCGUCGUGGCUGUCCCUCACGAGAAGAUCGUCAACUUGUUGGCGACCUCUGUUGGAGAGAUCUUGAUGAAGACGAUGCCGACCUCGAUGUUCCGACUGCUGACUGGACAGGAGACGCCGCUGUACAUUUAGUGUGUCCUUCUGCGCGCCUUCUGCCUGUCCACCUGUGGUGCUGACUAUUGCCUGAUUGUGCCUCUGCCACUGGAACUGCUGCUUUGGGCAACCCCAUUUUUAUUAUUUCCUCCUCUGCCGCCAAAGAUAUUAAGAGCAGGCAACACAAUAUCAAGUUGAAUUUGUGCUGUUUCUAGUCAUAAUCGUGUCAACCUGCGCCACCGAGGGAGCUGAAAAAACGUGAUGACUUAACAUUUAGAUUACAUACAAAAGCAGUGCAUCGACGCUCGAGUGUUGAUUCUCGACUGAGUCAGUCUAUGUACGUACGUACGAGUCAAGCGUGUGCAGUGAAAAUAAUUCUCUGGUUUUUUGACAAAGAGGUUUUGAUAUUUAUCCCCACUCACAUAUGACAUCACUCUCGACUAAUGUUUAUAAAAAAACACACUCUCUGGGACCGUCCCUACUCGACCAGGCCAAUUUUUAAUUGAUUAAUUUUUAAACCAUUUCUCCUCUGCCGUAGCUUGAAUUCAACCGUGUGACUAGUCAGGUGUUGAGUAAUUGCAUUUAUCAGGUUAUUUGUAUUUUAAUUACCAGUGAGAUGAUUAUUUUUCGCAAAUUUAAUUUUUGAUACUGGCCUGCACGAAUGAAAGGGGGUCCCGACUUGAAACUGACACUAGCUGAGUGGAGAGAGAACUAUAUAUUGUAACAGAUAAUAAGAGGACGAGUUUGAGAUCGAUCGAUUGACAAUUCGUAAAUUGCGUAACUUUUUCAAGCGACAGAAAAAAAAUUUACAAGUGAACUAAUUGACACACAAAAAAUAUCAAAACUGCAAAACUGGUGAUGAGAUUUUGGAGUGUAAACAUUAAUGUCUCAUGUACUCUCAGCAGCUGGGACCAUAAAAAAUCAGCUAGUGUGUAUUUAUGUCUCGGCUAUUUAAGAAGAAAAAGAAAGAAAUGGUAACUAUGAAAACAACCAGCUAAAACACAAACUGUAUAUCUAACCUUUGUAGAGAAUUGAUCAGUGUAAAUAACUCAAAUUAAAGAUAAAAAUAUGUGAUUACAAGCAA